AUGCGCUUCACCGGACUCACUUCCCUCCUCAUAGUUGCCCUCAUGGUAGCUGUGGGCAUGGCAGGCAAGCCUGAACAAAUCCCUAAUGAAUGCUGGGGCAAGUGCAGCAAAGAGUGCAUCGCCUGGGUCGUUCCCUUCUUCAUUCUGUUCCCCAGGUUCAUUGAUUGCCGCAAACAAUGCAUCAUCGGAAUGUAUCACCCUGAGUGUCGUGAGAUGUUGAAGAAUGUCAAGAUCGGCCAGUAA
This is a messenger RNA of Colletotrichum graminicola M1.001, 243 nucleotides long. RefSeq lists its product as uncharacterized. The coding region runs from base 1 to 243 and encodes 80 amino acids. The transcript has 2 exons. The record is from RefSeq and is a predicted model, not a curated record. Lineage: Eukaryota; Fungi; Ascomycota; Sordariomycetes; Glomerellales; Glomerellaceae.